CAUCUUUCUCCUCUUCUCUGUCUACCCAACUCUUUCUUUGCUUUGGACCUUUUUUCAUUCUCAAUAUCUUUCCUACUCUUCCCAUCCGCUCAAAGUCUCAUCUCCUCUUCGUCCCCCCCCUGUUGUCGUUACGUCCUCCCCAACCCAAAAACUUCCUCGACUCUACCCGCCUUUACCCCUCCUCCGUGACUUGCAGUGCGAGCUGUAGGCCCAAUUCAUCCUGAUUAGAAAGUCUUGCUCCCGUGGCAAGACUUUCCUUUGAGAACUUUCACAAUUUCCUCCGAACUUCCCGUUCGUGACGCUGCGAAGCCUGGAAAGCGCAGAGCGUCUGUUGAUAACAAAGCUCCGCCGGAGAAGAAGAUCAUGACUGACUCCAAGAUGCAAAUCGACAACCCACAGGAAACUGUGGAGUUGAUCAAGCAGGGAGAGAUCGAUGAAUCUCUGUACAGCCGGCAACUGUAUGUCCUCGGCCAUGAAGCUAUGAAGCGUAUGGGCUCGUCGAAUGUCCUGGUUGUUGGUUUGAAGGGCCUGGGUGUUGAGAUUGCUAAGAACAUCGCUCUUGCUGGUGUCAAGUCCCUCACUCUGUACGAUCCUGCACCGGUUGCCAUCUCAGACCUCUCUUCCCAGUUUUUCCUCCAGCCCCAAGAUGUCGGCAAGCCUCGUGCCGAGGUGACAGCGCCGAGAGUUGCGGAAUUGAACUCCUAUGUCCCGGUCACAGUUCAUGAAGGCGCCAGCCUAGUUAACGACCUGGAACAGCUGAAACGCUACCAAGCGAUUGUCCUUACCCUGACCCCACUGAAAGAACAGCUCGCCAUCGCCGACUUCUGUCACAAGAACGGUAUCUACCUCACUAUCACGGAUACUUUCGGUCUUUUCGGUUAUCUGUUCAACGACUUCGGAAAGAACUUCACGGUCGGCGAUGCUACGGGCGAGGAGCCACUUAGCGGAAUUGUGGCCAGUAUCGAUGAGGAAGGCUUGGUAUCGGCGUUGGAUGAGACCCGACACGGCUUGGAAGAUGGUGAUUUCGUGACUUUCUCAGAAGUCAAAGGAAUGGAGGGCCUGAACGGGUGUGCUCCUCGCAAGGUCACCGUCAAGGGCCCCUAUACUUUCUCCAUCGGAGACGUGUCUGAAUUCGGAACAUACGAAGCUGGUGGUAUUUAUACUCAGGUCAAGAUGCCAAAGUUCAUGGACUUCGCACCGCUCGAGGAACAGCUCAAGAAGCCCGAAGUUAUGGUGUCGGAUUUCGCGAAGUUCGAUCGCCCGCUGCAGCUCCACGUUGGAGUGCAAGCAUUACACAAGUUUGCAGAAGGUCAUGGCGGUGAACUUCCUCGUCCUCACAACGACAGUGAUGCUCAAGAGGUGCUGAAAAUUGCCAACGACUUAUCGUCUAAUCUGGAGGAGAAGGUGGAGUUGGACGAGAAGCUCCUCAAGGAGCUCAGCUACCAAGCCCGCGGUGACUUGAACCCGCUGGCCGCACUCUUCGGAGGUCUCGCCGCGCAGGAGGUGUUGAAGGCUGUCUCCGGCAAAUUCAACCCUGUCUAUCAGUGGCUGUACUUUGACUCACUGGAGUCUCUUCCGACUUCCGUCACGCGCUCUGAAGAGGCCUGCAAGCCCCUGGGCACUCGCUACGACGGCCAGAUUGCCGUUUUUGGCAAGGAGUUUCAGGAAAAGAUCUCCAACGUCACUCAGUUCCUGGUUGGUUCUGGUGCCAUUGGCUGCGAGACCCUGAAGAACUGGGCCAUGAUGGGCCUGGGAACCGGUCCCAAGGGAAAGAUCUACGUCACGGACAUGGACCAGAUCGAGAAGAGCAACCUCAACCGGCAAUUCUUGUUCCGCUCCAGAGACGUCGGCAAGCUCAAGAGUGAAUGUGCCUCUGCCGCUGUGGAGGCAAUGAACCCCGAGCUCAAGGGUAAGAUUGUCACUCUUCGCGAUCGCGUAGGCUCUGAUACCGAGCACAUCUUCAACGAAGAGUUCUGGGAGCGCUUGGACGGUGUCACCAAUGCUCUGGACAAUGUUGACGCGAGAACUUAUGUCGAUCGCCGAUGUGUCUUCUUCAGAAAGCCAUUGCUCGAAAGCGGCACUCUAGGUACCAAGGGCAACACUCAAGUCGUGCUUCCUCGUAUCACCGAGUCCUAUUCAAGCUCCCAGGACCCCCCCGAGAAGACCUUCCCCAUGUGUACCCUGAAAAGUUUCCCCAACCGCAUUGAGCACACUAUUGCUUGGGCUCGGGACCUCUUCCAGACGUACUUUGUUGGUCCUCCGGAAGCUGUCAACAUGUAUCUGUCGCAGCCCAACUACAUUGAGCAAACUCUCAAGCAGGCUGGCAACGAGAAGCAGACUCUGGAGCAUUUGCGUGAUUUCCUGGUGACGGAUAAGCCGUUGACCUUCGAUGACUGCAUCGUCUGGGCCCGCCAGCAAUUCGAGGCUCAGUACAACAACGCCAUCCAGCAGCUCCUAUAUAACUUCCCCAAGGAUUCCAAGACCUCUACUGGGCAACCGUUCUGGUCUGGACCCAAGCGGGCUCCUACUCCCCUCAAGUUCGACAGCACCAACCCCACUCAUCUUUCUUUCGUCAUUGCUGGAGCCAACCUUCAUGCCUUCAACUACGGCAUCAAGAACCCCGGUGCAGACAAGGGCUACUACAAGAAGAUUGUUGAUAACAUGAUUAUUCCUGAGUUCACACCCAAGUCCGGCGUCAAAAUCCAGGCUAACGAGAACGACCCGGACCCGGAUGCUCCUGCAUCUGGCUCUUCUUUCGAUGAUGGGCAAGAAAUCAAAAAGCUCGUUGACUCGCUUCCAUCUCCCAAGACUCUCGCUGGCUUCCGCCUGAACCCAGUCGAGUUUGAGAAGGACGACGACACCAACCACCACAUUGACUUCAUCACUGCGGCUAGUAACCUGCGCGCCGACAACUACGAGAUCCCCCAGGCCGACCGUCACAAGACGAAGUUCAUUGCUGGCAAGAUCAUUCCUGCUAUUGCCACAACUACCGCCCUGGUGACCGGAUUGGUUGCCCUUGAAUUGUACAAGAUUAUCGACGGUAAGGACGACAUUGAACAGUACAAGAACGGCUUCGUCAAUCUGGCGCUGCCCUUCCUUGGAUUCAGUGAACCCAUUGCCAGUCCGAAGGGCAAGUACCAGGGCAAGCAGGGUGAGGUCGUGAUUGACCAGAUUUGGGACCGCUUUGAGUUGGAUGAUAUUCCGCUCCAGGACUUCAUCAAGCAUUUCUCCGAACUGGGUCUGGAGAUCAGUAUGGUUAGCUCUGGUGUUAGUCUUCUGUACGCCAGCUUCUACCCGCCGUCCAAGCUUAAGGACCGUCUUCCUCUGAAGAUGAGUAAGUUGGUUGAGCACAUUAGCAAGAAGCCUGUUCCGGAGCACCAGAAGAACAUCAUUUUCGAGGUGACGGCGGAAGAUACGACUGAGGAGGAUGUUGAGAUUCCACAAACGUUAUUUAACUUGGGUGUUUGUGCUGAGCUAAAUGUUUGUCAUGGGAGGAAAAGACAAAGACGGAUGACUGGCGCAUCAACCAACAAGAUCACCGAUUGGGUCAAUCCCGCUGACAAGUCCGGCGAAUUCAAGCGUCAAACGUCGGCGUUCCGCAACUUCAUCUCCAGCAAGCCCGGUGCUGAAUUCCCUCCCGAGAAGGGCCGCUAUCACCUUUACGUCUCAUACGCCUGUCCCUGGGCCCACCGCACCUUGAUCACCCGCAAGCUCAAGGGUCUCGAGGACUUCAUCUCCUUCACUUCCGUGCACUGGCACCUGGGCGAGAAAGGAUGGCGCUUCGCCACCGCGGAGGAGCAAGAGCCCUCGCAGAACGUCACCUCGGACCCCAACCACCCGGAAUUUACGCACCUGCGCGAGAUCUACUUCGCCGAAGACCCCGACUACAGCGCGCGCUUCACCGUUCCGGUCCUGUAUGACAAGAAGACCAAGCGCAUCGUGAGCAACGAGAGCGCCGAAAUCAUCCGCAUGCUCUACCACGAAUUCGAUCCCCUGCUCCCCGAACACCACCGCAGCAUCGACCCCUACCCGACGGACCUGCAAUCCGCGAUCGACACCUCCAACGACUGGAUCUAUAACGAUGUCAACAACGGCGUCUACAAGUCCGGCUUCGCCACGACCCAGGAAGCGUACGAGAAGGCCGUGACGCAGCUCUUCGCCUCGCUGGACCGGAUCGAGGAGCACCUGACGACCCAGACCAAGAAGGGGCCGUAUUUCUUCGGCGACCGCAUCACCGAGGCCGACAUCCGGCUGUUCACGACCAUCGUGCGCUUCGACCCCGUCUACGUGCAGCACUUCAAGUGCAACAUCCGCGACAUCCGGUCCGGGUACCCCGCCAUCCACCGGUGGUUGCGCACGCUCUACUGGGAGGUGCCUGCGUUCCGCGACACGACCAACUUCGAGCAUAUCAAGAAGCACUAUACCAAGAGCCAUAAGCAGAUCAACCCCUUCGGGAUCACGCCGGUGGGGCCGGUGCCGGAUGUGUUGCCGUUGGAGGAGGAGGUGCGGGCUGUUGUUUAGGGUUUUAGUGGGAAAGGGUCCAUGGGGGCGAGGGAAGGGAAUGUUGAUUAAAAAUGUCGGUGGUGGACGUCCAGGCGGUAUUGUUAUUUGGACCGCAUUGAGACAGUUGCUAAG
This is a messenger RNA of Aspergillus japonicus CBS 114.51, 4635 nucleotides long. RefSeq names its product E1 ubiquitin-activating protein ubaA (gene ubaA). The coding region runs from base 364 to 4521 and encodes 1385 amino acids. The transcript is spliced from 11 exons. Gene Ontology annotation, biological process: protein modification process. Gene Ontology annotation, cellular component: cytoplasm. Gene Ontology annotation, molecular function: ubiquitin-like modifier activating enzyme activity; glutathione transferase activity. NCBI's taxonomy places the organism in Eukaryota, Fungi, Ascomycota, Eurotiomycetes, Eurotiales, Aspergillaceae. The record is from RefSeq and is a predicted model, not a curated record.